AUGGCAGCUAAGCUACUUCUCUCCCCCCUCUCUCACAAUCCUUCGAAAUUCAAAGCCAGAGACUCAAUUCACGGCCAACCACGGCUGGGACGCUCUCAAAUUCCGGCAAGGCCCAGGACCCUCGUGAUUCGAGCCUCCUCCCUCCAUGAUACUCUCACAUCUACCUCUUCAGCUCUUGUCCAUCAUCUCCACCACAACCCAUCAUCGUUGUUUUUUAUGGCAGACGGCGUAGGCUAUUCAUUUGCCAGCUACUACACCUCUUUGGGUCUCUUUGUUAUCUCUCUGCCUGGCCUCUGGUCCCUCAUCAAGCGUUCUGUUAAAUCCAAGGUAGUGCAGAAGACGUAUAUAAUGGAAGGGGAAGGCAAGAAUGUGGCCAAUCAGGUGGCAGGAGAAAUUCUUUCUUUCUUCACUCGCAACAAUUUUGUGGUGUUGGAUAGAGGAGAUACCAUAACGUUUGAAGGCAUGAUGAUUCCAAGCCGAGGCCAAGCAGCAUUGCUCACUUUCUGCACAUGCAUAAGCCUAGCAAGUGUCGCUCUUGUUCUUACCAUAACACUUCCAGAUGCGGGCAACAAUUGGUUCUGGCUAACCAUUCUAAGUCCUCUGGCCGGAGUAUAUUAUUGGAAAAGAGCAUCACGGAAGGAGCAGAUCAAGGUCAAGAUCAUGGUGGCAGAUGAUGGAACCCUGUCUGAGAUUGUUGUUCAAGGAGACGACCAGCAAGUAGAGCAAAUGAGAAAGGAGCUUCAGCUGAGCGAAAAAGGCAUGGUGUAUGUUAAAGGCCUCUUUGACAGAUGA
Ilex paraguariensis (yerba mate) is the source of this 792-nucleotide messenger RNA. NCBI's taxonomy places the organism in Eukaryota, Viridiplantae, Streptophyta, Magnoliopsida, Aquifoliales, Aquifoliaceae. The record is from the annotation of a GenBank genome assembly.